AUGGUUCUCAGCAAGCUCGCUGGCCUCUUCACGGCCCUCGCCGCCGUCGGACAGGUUGCUGGCCACGGCUACGUGUCCAACAUCAUCAUCAACGGCGUCUCGUACACCAACUACAACCCCAACAGCGAUUGGUACCAGCCUCCUGCCAGCCGCCCCGUCCGUGCCGGCUGGGCUGCUGAGCAGAUGGAUCUCGGCUUCGUUGCCCCCAACGCCUAUGGAUCCCCCGAUAUCAUCUGCCAUCGUCAGGCCACCCCCGGCCAGGGCCAUAUCCGCGUCGCCGCCGGCGAUGUCAUCACCCUCCAGUGGACUGACUGGCCCGAGUCGCACAAGGGCCCCGUCUUCGACCACCUGGCUCGUUGCGACGGCCACUGCUCGACCGCCAACAAGCAGGACCUCCGCUGGUUCAAGAUUGACGGUGCCGGCCUUGUCUCGGCCCCCAACACCUUCGCUGCCGAUCUCCUGGUCCAGAACAGCGACCAGUGGUCCGUCCGCAUCCCCUCCAACGUUGCCCCGGGCCACUACGUCCUCCGCCACGAGAUCCUGGCUCUCCACUCCGCCAGCCAGCCUAACGGUGCCCAGUCGUACCCCCAGUGCAUCAACCUCGAGAUCACUGGCUCCGGCUCCUCCACCUUCCCCGGCACUGCCGGCACCCAGCUCCUGUCCCCCAACGAGGCCGGCGUCGUCUUCAACGUCUGGGCCCCGGUCUCCAGCUACCCCGUUCCCGGCGGUGCCAUCGUUCAGGGCGGCACCAGCAUGAUCCCCCAGUCCGUUGUCCGGGCCACCGCCACCGGCACCGUUACCCCGGCCGGUCAGGCUACUCCUCCCCCCGGCCCCCCUCCUACCAACCCCCCUCCCACCAACCCUCCUCCCACCAACCCUCCUCCUACCAACCCUCCUCCCACCAACCCUCCUCCUACCAACCCUCCCCCCUCCUCCGGCGGCGCUCCUCACUGGGGCCAGUGCGGUGGCCAGGGCUGGCCGGGCCCCCACACCUGCCAGUCGGGCGCUACCUGCACUCCUCUUAACGACUACUACCACCAGUGCAUUCCCAACUAA
Molecule: messenger RNA, 1056 nt
Organism: Sodiomyces alkalinus F11
Lineage: Eukaryota; Fungi; Ascomycota; Sordariomycetes; Glomerellales; Plectosphaerellaceae
Product: endoglucanase-4
Exons: 2
Coding region: 1-1056 (351 amino acids)
Biological process (GO): carbohydrate metabolic process
Cellular component (GO): extracellular region
Molecular function (GO): cellulose binding
Source: RefSeq, a predicted model, not a curated record